AUGGAUAUUGACCGAGUCCAGCCAACGUUGUACGGAUUUGACUCCAGCCCCGGAUCCAUCACGCCGUCGACGUCGUACUACGUGCAGAAGAUGUUCUCCACCAACCGGGGAACGACCGUACUGCCCGUCAACUCCACGGCGGACUUCGGGCCUUUAUACUGGGCUUCUUCGAGGGCGAACGGCACGUACUACGUGAAGUUGGCCAACUACGGCGAGGACGAUCAGACGGUCCAUGUCAGCGUGCCGGACACUGGAUCGGGGAGACUGGAGACGCUGACGGGCCCUCGCGACGCCAGCAAUCUGCCGCACAAUGUGACAAUUCAGCCCCGGGUCCACAACCUGUCGAGCCAGACGGGAAAUUACACGAUAGAAAUGGCGGCCUGGGGAGUCGCUGUGUUGGCCGUAUGGUAG
This is a messenger RNA of Aspergillus melleus, 411 nucleotides long. RefSeq lists its product as uncharacterized. Gene Ontology annotation, molecular function: alpha-L-arabinofuranosidase activity. The transcript has a single exon. The coding region runs from base 1 to 411 and encodes 136 amino acids. Gene Ontology annotation, biological process: L-arabinose metabolic process. NCBI's taxonomy places the organism in Eukaryota, Fungi, Ascomycota, Eurotiomycetes, Eurotiales, Aspergillaceae. The record is from RefSeq and is a predicted model, not a curated record.